GAGGAGAGGAGAGGAGAGGAGAGAGCCGCUUUUUAUAUCUCUCUCUCUCGAUCUCUUUCUUGCAUAUCGCGUCAACACCUGAUCCUUCUCGAACUGAGUUUUCUCUCGCCUUCCAGAUCGUUCUUGAGACCUAAUCCUCCACCUUGCCGAAAUCUCGCCUUCUUCAAAACCGCCUGAAUCUUAUCAGUUUCCGUCAAGUCUCCUCAUCAUCUCAAAAAUCAGGUGUGAUUGAUUGCCUUUCUUAGAAAACAGAGUUCUAUCAAGGCCAAGAAAGGUACAAGACGAGAUCACCAUACUGAAGUUAAUCUUCUAUUCAGUUGGUUCACUAAAAGAGUGUUGGAAAUACAAAGCUGUUAAUCAACAUGUACUCUUGAUUUUUAUUAACAGCUCUUGUGUUUUUAAAGUGAGCAUCUUGAUACUGAGCUGUGGGAGAGAUGGCAGAGGAGGGUCAUAGGGUUACUUUGAAUGUAUAUGACCUAAGCCAAGGCCUGGCCAAGCAGAUGUCUAUGGCAUUCAUAGGGAAAGCCAUUGAGGGUAUAUGGCAUACAGGAGUAUCAGUUUAUGGCAACGAGUACUAUUUUGGGGGAGGCAUACAACAAGCUCCUGCGGGAUCGACACCGUAUGGGACACCACUUCGAGUGGUAGAGUUAGGUGAAACACAUAUACCCAAGGACGUUUUUGAGUCGUAUUUACAGGAGAUCAGUCCCCGAUAUACUGCUGAGACAUAUAGUCUGCUGACUCACAAUUGCAACAACUUUAGCAACGAGGUUGCUCAGUUUCUUGUAGGUGCAACAAUACCAGACUAUAUUCUGCAGCUUCCUACUGAAGUUAUGAGCAGUCCAAUGGGAGCUCUUAUAUUGCCUAUGAUUCAAAAUUUGGAAGCGACUUUGAGAAGUGGUGCUGCUCCUCAAGCUCCACAAUUCAGGCCUCCUUCAGUAGUCCAGCCAACAGCUAAUGUCACAAAACCUAAUUCUAGCAAUGUGACAGCUGAUGGAUCGAAGUCUGGAACGCAGCUCACCAAGCCGGAGGAGAAUAAAAAGUCAGCAAGCGCUGUCAAACCAAGCAAUGGGAUUGCAGAUCCUCUUGGGGACGCUCGAAGUAAGGUACAAGAGGAGAUUGCGGCUGAAUUUGCUGCGCUCAUGGCAAGUGGGACAUUGCGUGCAAGUGAGGCUGCAGCAUUGGCCACAAGAAAAGUGAUGGAGAGAUACGGUCAUGUAAACACACAAAUGUCACAGAGUUGAAAGUGGUAGUGAUGGUGUUUUCAUCUUUCAGACUUGUUGGUUGACUUCGCCCUGUUUGAGGGAUGAUGUGAUCUCUUUUGCUUGUGAUCUGGUACUACUAUAGUAUUGAUUCUUUCUCCUUCCAGACAUGAAGGUGUUUAGAGGCCUAAGAUUUGUGCGGAUCCUAAGGAAAACAUCUGCUCGUCUUGCAGAAUUGAUUAAUAAUUGUUUUUAAUUUUUUUUUUUUAUUAUCAAGCGUUUAGAUAGUAUAUUUGAUUAUGUUGCAAGGAAUGGGAGCAGAAUGGUUAACUACUCG
Messenger RNA from Fragaria vesca subsp. vesca, 1536 nucleotides. RefSeq names its product desumoylating isopeptidase 1-like. The transcript is spliced from 8 exons. Lineage: Eukaryota; Viridiplantae; Streptophyta; Magnoliopsida; Rosales; Rosaceae. The record is from RefSeq and is a predicted model, not a curated record. Gene Ontology annotation, biological process: protein modification by small protein removal. The coding region runs from base 435 to 1241 and encodes 268 amino acids. Gene Ontology annotation, molecular function: peptidase activity.